UUAUCUAGCGGUGGUGUAUGUAUCAUUUUAAUGCAACACUUGAUAUGUUUUGCAAAAGAAAAUAAGUAUUUGAAUUAAUUAGUUAUAGUUAGGUGUUUUAAAUAAAUAAAAGUGAACUCCUAAAUGCUAUUGUGCUUUUAUAAUAGAAGAUUAAAGGUCCUCAAAAAUAAACGAGAAAGGGGUAUUGUAAUGAAGUAGUGUUAACCAUUACUAGACACAAUGGCUGACGAGGAACAAGAAAUGCACUCCAACAUUUCUAACCUGAACUUUUUACUCAACGAAAAAGCAUUGCAAAGUUUCGAAAAAGAAAAUAAUGUAGUCUUUUCACCACUACCGCUACAUACGUUCUUGUUACUACUAUCUCAGGAUCAAACAUACUGUUAUAACAGAAAUUUUAUAUCAACAUUACGUUUGUACAAAAAUCACGACCUGUGUAUUAAAUAUUAUAAGGACUUUAUAUCAUCCUUUCACACACUGGAUAAUGGAAUUUUUUCUCUAACAAGAAAAUUGUUAAUUAAGGAUAAUUAUCUGUUGCACGAUGAUUUCAAGAACAUAAUAAAUAAUUUUAAUUACGAAAUAGAGGCUGUUGAUUUUAAUGAGAAAGAUACUGCCGCUAAACUCAUCGACUCCUGGUUUGGAAACAAAACACAUAGCCUGAUAAAGGGUCUGUCCGACAAAAGUUUAAACGACAAUACACACCUAGCCCUUUUAGAUGCCGUGCAUUUUAAAGGGAAAUGGGAUAGAAUGUUUAACUUAGAACCUAGCCCUAGAAUGUUCCAUUUAAGUGAAAUGGAUAGCAUCGAAACUCAAAUGUUGAAAACAACAGGCGAGUUUUACUACAAAUCUGACGAAGAUAUGGCAGUCACAGCUUUAGAAUUACCUUUGACUUCUGAAGAGUUCAGUGUAAUCGUUAUUUUACCUGAUAAAUCUAAGACGCAAGACGCCAUUAAUCUGUCGUGGUAUUUUCCAGGACUUCUCGAAAAUAUGACGAAGGAAAAUAUUGAGGUCUUACUGCCAAAGUUUAAAAUAGAACAACUUUUAAACUGCAGAAAUAUUUUUACUAAUAUGUACCUGAAAGAAGAAUUUGAAGACAAUGUUUUUUUCUUUGACAUGCUACAAAGUGAGUUUUUAAAAUUUGCCCAAAUAGAUGAAAAGGGAUUUAUCAGCGUAGAUGAAAAGGGAGUAGAAGCAGCAAGUGGACUUGCUGUCACGAUGGUACCAGCAGAAUUCAACAAAGAGAUCAUUUCUCCAGAUGGACUAAAGAUGUCGGAAAUGUCCAUAAAAACCGUAAUUUCCAACCGAUUUGCGAAAACUUUAGUAACGUGCAAGGUCCAAAACAACGACAAGUCAGCGAAAGAAGCCACUUUUACUGUUGUGUUACCUGAAACGGCAUUUAUUACAGAGUUUGUUAUGGAAAUGGACGGUAAAAGUUACAAAUCUUAUAUAAAAGGAGUGGAAGAAGCUAGAUCUGUUUACGAUGAGGCCUUAGCUCGUGGUAAGAGCGCAGGGAUCGUCGAAGCUGACGCGAGAGACUCGACACAAUUCAACGUGUCUGUAAACAUGGAACCUCAAUCUAUAGCUGUCUUCUUGCUGACAUACGAAGAAAUGCUCCAGCGUAUCCACGAUCAAUACGAGCUGGUGUUAAAUAUUUGUCCAGGGAGAAUUGUAGACAAUCUAAGCGUGGAGGUUAAUAUCAACGAAAGUAGAGCGCUUAAAUUUGUGAGAACACCUCCGUUAAGAUCGGGGAAAGAAAUGAAGAAAAUAAUGGAUCCUUUUCUUGUACCUUCUUCUGAUAUUAAGACAAACGCGAAUUCUUCUGUUGUUAAAUUCAGUGCAGAUGUGCAACAACAACAAAAAAUUGCCUGUUAUUUAGGAACUCCGUUUUCCGAUGGAUUUACUGGCCAGUUUGUUGUACAGUAUGACGUCGAAAGGGAUCCGAAAAAUGGAGAGAUCUUACUUCAAGACGGGUAUUUUGUUCAUUUCUUUGCCCCAAACGAUUUGGAUCCCUUGCGUAAGCACGUUGUUUUCCUAUUGGAUACCAGUUCUAGUAUGACAGGAAGGAAACUGGAUCAGUUGAAAGACGCUAUGAUGAGCAUUUUAAGCGACAUCAGAAAGGGGGAUUUGAUAAGUAUCAUCGAAUUUAACCAGGAUGUUAUCGUUUGGGAUAUCGAGUCCGAAAAGUCCAAAGUAAUAUUUUGUACAGACUUUAACAAUUUUGAUGAACCAUUUGGAGCGCUCGGUGAACUCUCUCUGCCAAGUCCGCUUCUUGCAGACGAAGUAACAAUAGGUAAAGCGAAGAAUGUUGUGCGGAGAAUGCCUGGACAAGGCUCGACGUUUAUGAUUGGUGGCUUGGAAGUGGCACUGUACAUGAUAAAGAUUGGGCAGGAAAAGAUUAUCGACAAAAGUUCAAAAUACCAACCGAUAAUGGUGUUUUUAACCGAUGGACAGCCCAACAUUGGUUGUGGCUCAACAGAUCGGAUCACCCACAUGGUAACGAAAUUAAAUCUGAGGCACAAUAAUGUGCCCAUUUUUUCACUUUCAUUUGGUGAAGGUGCCGAUAAGUCAUUUCUAAGGGAGUUGUCGCUAAAAAAUUUUGGUUUCUCAAGGCAUAUUUAUGAGGCUUCUGAUGCUUCCCUGCAGCUCCAGUCAUUCUACAAACAGAUUUCUUCACCGUUACUAACAGAUAUCAAGUUUAAGUAUGAAUCUGACGUAACCGAAGUGACCAGGUCCCACUUCCCGAUCUACUUCAGAGGGGGUGAAUUGGUUGUUUCGGGAAAAUGUAAAGGAUGCCAACUGCGCAACGAUAUCAAUGGUUGCGGACCGAGGGGUUACUUAAAUUUGGGAUCUAUAGUGAGGAACCCGGUUACUUCUUUAGAAAGAUUGUGGGCAUAUUUGACGGUUAAGCAGCUGUUGGAAGAGAGAAAUACCGUGGAUAAUAAAGAAGAGUUGACCAAAAGAGCCGUCGAUUUAUCGCUCAAAUAUUCAUUUGUUACAGAAGUGACGUCUUUAGUUGUUGUGAAACCUGAUGAAACUUGCGACACUAAUCCUCCAUUAGAUAAUUUAGACGUAUCAGAGGACCUUAGCUGUAAUUUCAGAUCAUUACUCGUUAAAAGGAAGACAAGCAAAUGGAAAACUGAACCUGAGGAAGAAAUCACGGAAUGUUGCGAAGAAAUUGAAGAUAUCCAGCCUGAGGAACCUAAGAAAUUGGAGUUCACAGCUGAUCAUCCCUUCUUUGUUGCCCUAGCACUGAAAAGGGGAGAUAAGAAAAUAUUGCUUUUCGUGGGAUGGAUCCAAAAACCAUCUUAUUAGUGUUUAUUACUUUUGAAUAUCUUGUUUUAUAU
This is a messenger RNA of Anoplophora glabripennis (Asian longhorned beetle), 3341 nucleotides long. RefSeq names its product inter-alpha-trypsin inhibitor heavy chain H3-like. The record is from RefSeq and is a predicted model, not a curated record. The transcript is spliced from 14 exons. NCBI's taxonomy places the organism in Eukaryota, Metazoa, Arthropoda, Insecta, Coleoptera, Cerambycidae. The coding region runs from base 220 to 3309 and encodes 1029 amino acids.